This is a messenger RNA of Sinocyclocheilus anshuiensis, 1937 nucleotides long. Its product is annotated as beta-taxilin-like. The transcript has 10 exons. Lineage: Eukaryota; Metazoa; Chordata; Actinopteri; Cypriniformes; Cyprinidae. The coding region runs from base 98 to 1687 and encodes 529 amino acids. The record is from RefSeq and is a predicted model, not a curated record. Gene Ontology annotation, molecular function: syntaxin binding.
UCCCGCAGCUGCUGCGUUUGUCCGGUCAGCCUCUCUGAGAGCUUCUGCUCCUCUCACUCACUCCCUCACUGCUCCUGCUGAAGCAGAUUCCAUCAGAAUGGAGAGUUGUUCCCAGUCUGUAAACGGUGACACCAAGGCUGAAGUGACCCAUGACCUCACCGAGGAUCUGAGUCAGCAGCUGGAGGACAUUAUCAGCACCUAUCACGUGAGCGAACAGCCAGGUGAGGCCGAGGAUGCUGAGGAAGAGGCCGUCCCAGACAAGAACAAAGACCAGAAAAUGGAGAAGAAGAUGCUUAAAGGCCUCGGGAAGGAAGCCAUGCUGCUCAUGCAGAGCCUGAAUAAACUCGGAAGCCCUGAGCAGAAACUGGAGGCUUUCAUUAAAAAACAUGCUGAACUGUUGGAGGAGCACCGCUCGGACCAGAAACAGCUGAAGGUCCUGCAGAAGAAACUUCUCCAGGUGCUGAAGGAGAAGGAUCAGCUUCAGAGCGAACACAGCCGAGCCGUUCUGGCCCGCAGCAAACUAGAAGGCCUGUGCAGAGAGCUGCAAAGACACAACAAAACACUAAAGGAGGAAACUCUACAGCGGUGUCGUGAAGAUGAUCUGAAGCGGAAGGAAAUCACCACACAUUUCCAGAGCACUCUGACGGACAUCCAGGCCCAGAUCGAGGAGCACAACAGCCGAAACAACAAACUGUGCCAGGAGAACAGCGACCUGGCUGAGAAACUCAAGGACCUCAUAUCUAAAUAUGACCAGCGAGAGGCGAAUCUUGAAAAAGUGUUCAAGCACAGAGACCUGCAGCAGAAAUUAUUGGAGACAAAACUCACACAGGCCAACAUGAUGCUCAAAGAUGCUGAGGAGAGACACAAGCUGAAGAAGGAACAUUUACUGAAGCAUACUGCAGAGGCCAAAAUACAGGUUAAAAUCCUGAAAGAACAAGAGACUGACAUAAAGGCUCAGCUUGCUGUAUAUUCUGAGAAGUUUGAUGAAUUCCAAGGAACGGUGUCUAAGAGCCACAAUGUGUAUGCCAGCUUCAAACAGGACAUGGACAAGAUGGCAAAGAAGAUGAAAAAGUUGGAGAAGGAGGCAACGGCCUGGAAAUCCCGUUUUGAUGGCUGCAAUAAAGCUCUCAUUGAUAUGGUUGCAGAUAAAGCGCUGAAGGAGAAGGAGUUUGAACUCAUCACGCUGAAGACCCAGAAACUGGAGAAUCUCUGUAGAGCACUUCAGGAUGAGAGGAAAACCCUGUAUCAGAAGCUCCACGGGUCCCAACAGCCUGGAGCCGAAGACUCAGCUGCUACUGAGCCAAUCACUACUGCGGAAACUACAGAGGAAGUUGCAGUACCUAAAGAGGAAGUAACAGUCUCAAUAGAAGCGGUCACUCAAGAUCCAAACGCCCCCAUUGAACCAACCUGUCAGUCUCCCGCAGAUGCGACGCCGCUGACCAAAGAGCUCGCCAACCUGAAGGCAGAGAAAGCUCGGCUACAGGAACUCUCGACAGCGUUCACCAUCCGCCGCCACAUGCCUCCAGAGGCCUACGAGGACUCGAACAGCUGUGCCGAGAGCACAGAUGCCACUGAGGGGGAGCAACAGGUCGACACGGAGUUCAGCUUCACAGAGGAGACGGUCACAGACACACUGUCUGAAGAACAUCAAGAGCUCAGAGACAAAGACAUGCAGUUGGUGGAUUAGACAGACUGAUCUCAAUGUCAUUUUGUCACAUUCACAAAUAAACUUUAUACAACUACAUCCAUGUGUAUCCUGCUUGUUUGAACUUUGACACCAUGCAUUCAUGUAUGGAGCCAGAAUUAUCUCAAUAAUAAUUCACGCAAAAGACGCGAUGCACACAUGCGUAACCCAAUUCACAUACAUGAGAAAUAAUUCACGUGCACGAAAAAAAUAUAUAUAUUCACAAAAACCAAUUCACAUGCACAAAAUAAGA